This is a messenger RNA of Paramacrobiotus metropolitanus, 1914 nucleotides long. RefSeq names its product ras-related protein Rap-1b-like. NCBI's taxonomy places the organism in Eukaryota, Metazoa, Tardigrada, Eutardigrada, Parachela, Macrobiotidae. Gene Ontology annotation, molecular function: GTP binding; GTPase activity. The record is from RefSeq and is a predicted model, not a curated record. The transcript has 5 exons. Bases 268 to 1266 code for a protein of 332 amino acids.
UGAACUCGUGUUGGACAAUGCAGUGAAAAGUCACUUUAACUACCGAUAUAUCGUGGCAAUUUUACACAAACAGAGAGUAUCCUUUCUGCACUAUCUCUCUCGUCUCCUUGCGUGAAACGAUUUAAUGCCCGGGUCCAGUAUAAAAACGACCGUGUAGCGUUGGCAUGUAAAUUCAUUUGUCUAAGCGUGCAUGCUUGAGUAAUUGGCGUGCCAGUGCAGCAUACAAGCAACGCUUCCGGUUGUAGAGUUUAAUUUGUUGUUCACUAAAUGUUGUUGUACUCUUCACGCCACACCAACCGUAGUGCCUCAUCCAGCCGCAUCGCGGAUUAUCCCCAAAUGGGUCCGGAAUUAUUUCCCAUUAGCGAGCCAACGGCCAAUGGUCCCAAGAUGGCCCUUCAGCAAUUAGUACGCCGCAGCAGUAUUAUGCAGCCGUGUAACCACAGUAGUUUCCGUUCGGCAAAAGGCCGGGUUCAACGGAAGGCCUCCACGACGUGUGUCCCCGAAAUUCAAAUCCCUAAGGAGCAACAUCGCCGGGUAACGGUGUUGGGUGCAGGAAGCACCGGAAAAAGUGCCAUCAUCACGCAGUUUUUAUAUGAAAGAUUCCCCAAUCGAUACAAAAAGACAGUGGAUGAACUGCACCGUGCCGAAUACGAGAUCUCCGGCCAGAACCUGACUUUGGAGAUUCUGGAUACUUCCGGAUAUUCGGAAUUUCCGGCAAUGCGCGAGCUGGCCAUCAAGAAGAGUGACGCAUUUAUUCUCGUGUUCAGCGUCGAUAAUGAGGGCUCAUUAGAAGAGUUAAAAGAAAUACGGGAGGAAAUUAUUCGUGUCAAGAACGAGCAACGUCGUGCUGCACAACAGUCUGAACCUUUGAAAAUUCCCAUGGUCGUCGUGGCCAACAAAGCCGAACUGGAAGACAAUAAGUGGAAAGUGGAUCGGACCUACGUGGAAUGCUUGGUUAAGUGUGACUGGGAUUCAUGUGGAUAUGUGGAAGCGUCAGCAAAGACCAGUGUGGGAAUAGUGGAGAUAUUUAAAGAACUUUUGGUGCAAGCCAAUGUUCGAUACGCCCUGAGCCCGGCAAUAAAGAAACGGCGGGAAUCCAUGCCCAACGUUUUCGCGGGUAUUCCCGCCCGGAAUAGCAGUCCGGAGAACGAUCAAGAGUACAGCAGUCAGGUUUCGGCAACACCAUCGCGAAUGGGCAGUGCGUCCAGUUCCCGUCGGGGAAGCGUCAUCGGUUUGGGCAAGCGUGAUUCUUGUGCCAUUUCGUAGAAGCUGGCUGUUCUACAAGAUACCUACUCAGUAGAUGGAGCCAAUAUGAUGAAUGUACCGAAAAGUAAACCCGGAAGUACGGAUUGGAUUUCACAGGCGCGCGCACGCGCACACAAGACCUUGAAGAUUUUUCUCUCUGCGCCCAGGCUGGGGGGAAAUUUAAUCACUUUUCAAUGUCAAGUUUACCGUUUGGGAGUUUUCAAGUGCAUAUACGCGCAUGGUGAAUCGAUCGUUUUCUGGCCAAUCGAUUAUUAUGCAAAAAUGUUCUGCUUUAUAUACUGUAGUACACUGCACAGUAGAAAACUGUCCCCGGUGUCGAAUAACUGCUACGUCGACGACAAAAUAAUAACGCCCUUAAUAACGGUGCGUCUGCACUCCGGAAUGCUCUCCAAGUUUUGAGGGAUUUUGCUGUUCCGUACAUUCAUCCGCCCCCUGUUUGACCGCCCGCUGCGUCUACACUGCUGUACAGGGCUUUACUGCGCAGGCCGCACGCGCUGCUUGUGUGUACAUGGCAAUGAUAAGUUUGUAUUGAUCUUCCCACUGGAGAGUUUGUGUCAAUAUGUACAUAUAUAUGGUUGUGGCUCAUCAAAGUUUAAUUUACUCGGUAUUUGCUGUGCUCGAUCCAGAGAAGCAUGCUAUAUAUUUUCA